Neospora caninum is the source of this 3972-nucleotide messenger RNA. RefSeq lists its product as hypothetical. The record is from RefSeq and is a predicted model, not a curated record. The coding region runs from base 1 to 3972 and encodes 1323 amino acids. The transcript has 3 exons. Lineage: Eukaryota; Apicomplexa; Conoidasida; Eucoccidiorida; Sarcocystidae.
AUGCCUUGCAGUAGCAAUGACACGGGAGCAGGAGGCAGCUGGGUAGAUACCCUUACGCCCGCGGCCUUUCUGGUUUCUCCCGUUCCUCUCCACAGCACGAGCAGCAGCCGAGAACACCAAGUUGCGUCUCUGAGCAGCGGCGCCUCGAAUGGACAGAGGCAGGCUGCCUCCCGUGGAUCACUCCUCGCUCCUGCUUCGUCGCAGGCGGUUCCAGCCUCGGACACCCUCAGAGUCGCACCCGAUCCGGCUCUGUGUUCGCAGCCUUCCCCGCAUCUUCCCUCUCAGAUUGGGUUGGUUUCUCAGCGCGCUGUGAAGUGGACUGAAUCUCACGACGACGGACAUUCCCUGACGCGCUACAACUCAGCGCAGAGCUUCGAGUCCGUCGGAAGCGAGCGAGAUGUGUACUUGACGCCGACACCGUCAAAGGAUGGAGUGGUUUUCUCACCCAACGCUUCGCUCGCAGAAGGUCCGCCUGCAAGGCGGACCCGCGGGGGGGAUGCUGCCGUGCAGCGCGAAGGAGUGACGAGGUUGGAAAGCGGGUCUUCUCAAGAGGCAACUUUUCCCGCAAGCUCGCGUUUCCCGGAGUCACCUGAGCGUCACCCUCUGCGCUUGGCCGAGUCCGCGGGCUCUGCGGUGUCUGCUCAUCGAGAAAGCCAGAGGGACGUCAGCGACACGCUCGGGUCCCACGGCGGGGCAGGGGACAGGGAGGUCGAGGGGGGGAAUGGCGGAGUCCUGUUUUUCACUCCGAUCUCUUCGCCGGUUAAAAUCCGCUCGUUUUCCUCGUCGGCUGACGCGGCUGUGGCCAUCAGGGGGGAGCGGCGGGCGUGCGAGCGAGGCGAUGGCGUCUCGUCGUCCCAGUCUUUCCAUGGAGCCUCGAAGGGAAGCGACUCGGGUUCUGUCGACUGGACUGCAAUGUGUAGCCGGACGUACACUCCAAAGCUCGGCUUGCUGCAAAAGUGCUGUGAUGAGACAGACACACGAAACGAAGAAGACGAAAAUGACGAUUCCGAUGCGACACUCUCGUCUUUGCCAGAGGCGAGCGGCGCAACCUCAAGGUCGAUUCGGCCUUUCGCCUCUGGUGGCAAUGUUUGCACUCGCGCAAACCACUUGGGGGGAGAACCCGGUUGCCAGGUGUAUCGACGCCCCGGCAACGCCGCCUCCAGUCGCUUUGCGCUCCGCCACCCUUGCCAGCGUCCUUUGUGUUGGAAAAGAAGCAGAAAGCUCGAAAGGCGCCUGCGGCGUGCGUGGCAUCAGGACUUCCCGUCUGACGAUCCCUUCGAUCUGGAUGCGUCUUCGAGUGCUCAUCUCAGGGCCCUUCUCAUAAGCAGCCCUCAGGAGUCGCGGCGCCUGCGAGCGGCGGGAGAGAGGGAUUCAGACAGGAGCGAAGAGGCGACCAGUGGACAGGCGGAAGCGGCAGCGGGAGAGCAUGCACCCUCUCAGUUGCGCCCCUAUCGCCACCCUGCCAGACCAAGGCGCGCUUCAGGGUCCACGGUCCACCCGCAACGAGGCGCUGGCGACGUGCCUUGGCCGAAGAAGACAGACGCGUUCGAAGGCUGCUCAGUGGCUUUGACGUCUUCAGAACGCAAGUCGCCGUUCUGGGAAAGACACGGGAGAAAGGAGUGCUUCGGAGAAGGCACGCGAGAUUCUCGUGGAGACCAAGGGGCCGAUCGAGUACAGGACACCGGCAGCGUUGCAUUCGAACAGCCUUCAGGUGCGCGAAGAGGACGAGGCACCAGAGCCGACGUGGGUGAGAAUGGGCACGGCUUUUCGCACAUGCUGGGACAGAGAAGUGCGGUCGAGCUCGACCACGCAUCGGAAGAAGGCUCGCCCCUGUUUGUGUCCCCCGUCACAGAAUGCCUUCUCGAGCCGGAAGAGUCUUGUCGAAUACCUUUCCCUCUCGGGCCGGCUGCUGGGGAGCUCGUUUCUCUCCCUUCCUCGCCACCCACCAUAGGAGCCGGCGCGCCGCAGGCUCGAGGAAGUGUGUCUCUUCGCGACAGGCCAGAGGAGACAGGCACGUCCCUCCAGGGCACUGGCGAGGACGGCCUGAGCCAGAAGCAGAGAAGGGACUCCGUGUCUGAUUUUUUCACUCCGACGAGUCCGGAACACGAGAGAGAAGGCAUGCCGUCUCUGCGGAGACGAGAAACAGGAGCGGGGGGGACUGGAGCCAGUGUGGCGUAUCGGAGACGGUCGCUGGGCCCGGGAGGGUGGGAAAAGUUUGAGGAAGAAGACAGCGAGGAGUCUGAGGUUUCUUGUCAGCGAGGAAUAAAGAAACGCUGUCCGCCCUCAGAGUCACCCGAGAUCGGCUCGAAGAGCGGGCCGCCGACUCUGCACUCCACGCACAUGUGGGUUCAUGAGGACAAAGAUCGACAGAGUCAGCCUCUCGGAGGGGCGCGCCUAAGUGAAGGAGACAACGGCGACAGGCGCCUGGGGAACCGUUCCGGGCUGAGCCUCGUGCGAGCGGCUGUCAAAGCACCUCCCCCGACGUGGCACGCAUGGGCAGAGGCAACGUCCGACGAAGAACUCGAUCAUGAGGAUCGGAGACUUCCGAAGCGCCGGCGUUUCUCCGUGUCCACGUUGGAACCUCAGAGCUCGUCAGAAGAAGACAUGGUUUCCGUAGAGAAAGGUUCCACGGUUCCGACAGCCAGCCCGCCUCGGGUUCCUCCAACAGAGCCAGCGGCGCCUUCUGUCCCUGUGUCCUCGGCACCUCAUGCGUCGCUCUCUUCCUUGCCUGCGGAGCCUUCAUCUUCCGUUUUCUCCCCUCUGCCGCCUGUGCCGGGGGGUCCGCAACGUGGGAAGGAAGAGGCUGCAAUCGCAGCCUUGCUCGCGGCGCCGCCGCCUCCUCCACCUCCAUUUUCGCGUCUGCUGAGGAAGCGAAAGCGACACAGCACAGGGGGAGUCGCGCGACGCAUGCGCCUUCAUGGUCCUGGCUUCGCAGGUCCGGGCCUUCCCUCUGCAGACGAAGCCACGCUGGUGAACAGUCUGGGCACGGCCUUGACGGCAGAGGAGACCCAGGAGCUUCGCCAGCGCGAAAAGGAAGAGCGGGUGAGGCACCAAAUGCUGGAGAAGAGACGCAAAGAGGAGGAGGCGCGGGCUGCGGAGAUCGCGAGACUCCAGAAAAAAACCGAAGCUGAGAAGGCUGCGGUGGCAGCUGCAUGCACCUCCCUGGGAGCUGCGGCGAAGCCAGCAGGGGCGCACAGCGGCCUUUCGUCUCCGGCGCCGCAAUUCGUCUUUGGUGCGAAUCGCCCGGACGGAGACGCGAGCUCUGGAAAGCCGAACGCGGCUCCGGCAAGCGCACCUCUGGGAAAGGCCGAAGCGCGGCCCUCGGGAGCACAACUCGCCUUUGGUUCCGGCUCCGGCGCCCUCCCAACUUCCACAGAAAAGCCGACGGAGACGCCAGGGAGCGCAGGUGUCAGUGGAGCCGCAGCGGCUGCGCCGGUGCUUGUGCCGGGGCAACGGAGGCCGCGGUUGACGAUCGUGCGCCCGUCUGCGAGUGGAAACCAGGCCGUGCCUUCGACGGGCGUCAAGAAUGCGUUAGGCACGACGCCGGGCGGCGGAACUCUUGCUGCGGCAGCUCCUGCUCCGGCCUUCGGCGGUGGCUCUGGGCCUGCAGUCGCUCCCAAGCCGUCAGGAGCCGCAGGGGUUGGUGGAGCCGUUUUCGGAGUAUGCACAGGGGCCGCUGGAGGCACACCUGAUCCUGGAGCUUCUUCUCUGUGGGGGAGGCCUGGGAGUCAGGGACCAGACGUGGGCUCUACCGGCUCGGGAUCUGCGGGCGACGGCCUUCUGCCUGGCUUCGGGUCCGCAGCGCUUGGCCCGGCAGGCGCCUCCGGCGCCUCUCUUGCGUUUGGCGCGGGCCUCGUUGGAGCCGUGCAAGACGGUGGCGCUGGAGCAGCAGGGGGAGCCAAUCCUUUCGCUUUCCAGCGUGGUGGGCGUGGACCACGGGGAAUGCGCGGCAGGGGAGGCCGGAGGCGAUGA